Pedinophyceae sp. YPF-701 is the source of this 1101-nucleotide messenger RNA. Lineage: Eukaryota; Viridiplantae; Chlorophyta; Pedinophyceae. The record is from the annotation of a GenBank genome assembly.
AUGCUCUUGACAAGCCGCGUCGCUCAGCAGCUGCGCUCGGGCCCAUCGCGACGUCCAGCGCGGACAGGACAGCGGAGGGCGGGUGGAAGGAUGGCGCCACAGGCGGUUGCAACGGCCUCGCCUGACGAGCUCGCAAGAGCGAAAGGGUAUCCGUACGACCGGCCGGACUCCUCGUUCGUGUUCAUCAACGGGAACGCGUACUGCUUCCCUGACGCCACCUGGCCUGGGACCUCCGGGCUGCUGGACCUACAGGUCAGCGACCCCACAACCGGCGCGGAAUGCGCGGUCCGCGACGUGUGCAAAGGACUCGACAUCACCUGGGAGCCUCCCAGCGACGAAUCCGGCUGGACGCCCGUGCUCGCCAUCGGGAGUAACGCAGGGGUGGCGCAGCUGGCCCGAAAGUACCCCAGAGACCUCUUCCCUGGCGGCGUCGUCAUCCCAGUCGUCCAGAGUCUACUUUGCGACCUCGACGUGGUGUACGCUCCGCUCAUUUCGUCCUACGGGAGCGCGACGGCCACGCUCGAGCACGCCCCGGGGUGCACGACGCAGCUGUUUGUUACGUUCCUCGACGACGCGGCCCUCGCGCGCAUGCACGAGACGGAGGGCGCGUACCACCUCGUACAGCUCAACGACGUCGACCUUAAGCUCGGCUUCUCCCUCGCGGCGCAAGACAGGGGCGAGGCGCCCAGCGCCGCGCUGCAGACCGUGCUGCAGUACAACCACCAGAAAGGGACCCUGAAUCUUCCGCUUGGAGAGCGCGGCGCCCCGUCGCCGGUGGCCCUCGCGGAGAUCGCGUCGAGGGGCCGGACGCUCCCGGCGCUGGGGCAGAUCGCCAUGCAGCGCGCGGUCAUGGCCGCCGUCGGCACGCCGGCCCCCGGCGCGUCGCUCGACGACGCCCGCCGCUGGGCGCGGGACGCAGACGCCCGCGCGGGGUGCGAGGACACGGAGGCCCACGACGCGUGGAUCUCGCGCAACCUCAAGGACGACGAGCACCGCCGCGGCGUGGUGAAGCAGCUGACGGACAUGGCGCGGCCGUUCUCGUGGCCGAAUCACGACGUCAAAGAGAAGCUAGGGAACGUGUUCUCUGCGAACGUGAAGUGA